AUGUGUGGUCCUUUAAUAUUUCAGCUCAAUUCUGUGGCUCUGGCACCAGACUUCCUCAACAGCCCAGGCCACCAAUUCACAACGACUACCUCCGCGGACGAUGCCUCGCUUGCCACCGCCGAAGAUGUUGCUGCUGUGUCAGUGGAUGUAGCUCUGGCAGCGGCCGAUCCGGCCAUUGUACGCGAGGAGACCAAAAAUAAGAAGUUGGAUGAGGGCGACCUGGCGUUUGGCGAUGAGGGCGAAGAAGAAGAGGGCUCUGGAGACCUGGGAGAGGCCUUCUUCAAUGCUAAUGACGAAUUCGCAUCCGAAAACGAGGCUUCCACUUCGGAGUCCUCUGUCGCCUUCGAGCACCCCUCCUCCUCCCUGGCGGGUGAUAGGAUCGACGCAGAAGGUGCAAAGACUGCUGAUGUGGACCCCGGGGAUGCAGAGUCACAGGACUCCGAGACACCCUUUGUUACCCCACGCGGUGGCAGCCAUCAUCCUGGACUCUCCGAUCAGUCGGAGAGUGAGGAAGCGGAUGCGGAGAAGGAAGAAGAAGACCGAGUGGUCCCAACGCCACAACGAGCGCCCCCUUCACGCAAGGUUCCUGUGACCUUCUAUGACUCCAUGCCUACAAUAAGCCUGCCGCCGGGCCACCUACCCCUCUACGCCUCCUGGGCCAUCCAUACACUGGGAAAACCUCAACUUGAAGAUGCCCGAUUCAAUCGUCAGUGCAGAGAAGAUGGCCCUGGAAGUACCAUUCUUCAAAGUUACACAAUGUCUUCUUCUCUUGAUACUCCCUCACAUCCCAGUGAACUCUCGCAAAUCACACAGCGACAGUUGCGCAUCAAGAAUGUGCGGAGGAUAACACACCUGCAAGAAAUGCACCGGAUUGAAUCCACUGUUUCGCCUACCCUGGAUUUCUCCGUGGCAGCAAUUUUCUCCUGCCUUGGGAUGUUCAACUUUCACGGACUACAAACUGGCAGAGCUCGGAUCGAGGUGGUCGUGGCGGUCGGAGUAAGGGCCGACAACGAGGUGUGUGCCCUCCACCCUAUCCUCCCUUUCAUGACGGACCGUAGUGCCGUUCGCUGGUUAUCUUUUAGCCUCGACUUCCCUGUCCUUGAUCGGUCCGUCUGCUCGCUCAUCGAAAUGACACCGUCUGGAGCCUGCUCCCAUAUUGACCCUCUGCCCUCGUAA
This is a messenger RNA of Dibothriocephalus latus, 1176 nucleotides long. The record is from the annotation of a GenBank genome assembly. NCBI's taxonomy places the organism in Eukaryota, Metazoa, Platyhelminthes, Cestoda, Diphyllobothriidea, Diphyllobothriidae.